CCCCUCUCCCUCCCGUUCAGCCAGCCGGUCGCCACCGGAUGCCUCGCCGGCCUCCCGGCCCAUUAUUAAAGCGACACCACCCCUGCCGAGCUCGGCCAGUGCUGCUAGUACGCCGCCGCGCCCACCUCAGCCCCUCGCCGAAGCGUCCAGCUGUGCUUUCGCUAGUGAGUGCUGAGUGGGGCGGUGCGUUGCCAUCGCGUUGGACGGUUGGAGUAAGGAGGUUCCAGCAGCAAUGCCGGCGGCGGCGCGGAGUGUGAAGGAGCUGGCGGCGGCCGGGGUUGUCCUGGCAAUGCUGCUCUCGGCGGCGGCGGCGCAGCACGACUACGGCGACGCCCUGCACAAGUGCAUCCUCUUCUUCGAGGGCCAGCGCUCCGGGAGGCUCCCGCCGGACCAGCGCGUCCGCUGGCGCCGCGACUCCGGGCUCCACGACGGCGCCGCCGCCGGGGUGGACCUGACCGGAGGGUACUACGACGCCGGCGACAACGUCAAGUUCGGGUUCCCGAUGGCGUUCACGGCGACGCUCAUGUCGUGGGGGCUCAUCGACUUCGGGCGCAGCUUCGGGCCUAACAGGGAGGAGGCCCGGAAGGCGGUGCGGUGGGCGACGGACUACCUGAUGAAGGCGACGGCGAGGCCCAACACGGUGUACGUGCAGGUGGGCGACGCCUUCCGCGACCACGCGUGCUGGGAGCGGCCCGAGGACAUGGACACCCCGCGCACCGUCUACAAGGUGGACCCCUCCCACCCGGGCUCCGACGUCGCCGCCGAGACCGCCGCCGCGCUCGCCGCCGCCUCCAUCGUCUUCCGCGACUCCGACCCCGGCUACUCCAAGCGCCUCCUCGACCGCGCCGUCGCCGUGUUCGAGUUCGCGGACAAGCACCGGGGCCCCUACAGCAGCAGCCUCCACGCGGCGGUGUGCCCCUGCUACUGCGACUACUCCGGGUACCAGGACGAGCUGCUGUGGGGCGCGGCGUGGCUGCACAAGGCGUCGCGCCGCCGCGAGUACCGCGAGUACAUCAAGCGCAACGAGGUGGUGCUCGGCGCCAGCGACGCCAUCAACGAGUUCGGCUGGGACAACAAGCACGCCGGCAUCAACGUCCUCAUCUCAAAGGAGGUUCUGAUGGGGAAGGACGAGUACUUCCAGUCGUUCCGCGUCAACGCCGACAACUUCAUGUGCACCCUCCUCCCUGGCAUCUCCAAUCACCCCCAGAUCCAGUACUCUCCAGGCGGGCUGCUGUUCAAGGUGGGGAGCAGCAACAUGCAGCACGUGACGCAGCUGUCGUUCCUGCUGCUGGCCUACUCCAACUACCUGAGCCACGCCGGCGGGCGGGUCUCGUGCGGCUCGUCGUCGGCGUCGCCGGCGCAGCUCCGGCACGUGGCGAAGCGGCAGGUGGACUACAUCCUGGGCGACAACCCGCUGCGGAUGUCCUACAUGGUCGGGUACGGCGCCCGGUUCCCGCGGCGGAUCCACCACCGCGCCAGCUCGCUGCCGUCGGUGGCGGCGCACCCGGCGCGGAUCGGCUGCAAGGCCGGCGCCGCCUACUACGCCAGCCCGGCGCCCAACCCGAACCUGCUCGUCGGCGCCGUCGUCGGCGGGCCCAGCGACGCCUCUGACGCCUUCCCGGACGCGCGCGCCGUGUUCCAGCAGUCGGAGCCCACCACGUACAUCAACGCGCCGCUCAUGGGCCUCCUCGCCUACUUCUCGGCCCACCCCAACCCGGCCGACUCCGGCGGCGACUGAAAACAUUGGGCUCAGGAUGGAGUGGUGACGACGAACGUAUGGGCCUGUGUAUUUUAGGUGGGCUUUGGUUCGUCUUGCUCGGGCCCGGCUGGGAUUUGCCUGGUGAAUUUGGCCAGCGUAUUGGUGUUUGAGUGUGUAUCCGUACGUGUACGCUACAUCGUUGUAACUAGAUAACUAGAGCCACCUCCUUUCCUGCUAAAAUAGAUCAGGGAAGAGGAAUUGGUAGGCUGCAAGAUUGUAUUAGUAGUACUAGGUUAUACUAGUAAGAUUAAGUCUGCUACUGCUUGCCACUUUUGUGCAUUUGACGGGUUUGUCUGAGCA
Panicum virgatum (switchgrass) is the source of this 2059-nucleotide messenger RNA. Its product is annotated as endoglucanase 6-like. Gene Ontology annotation, biological process: carbohydrate metabolic process. Gene Ontology annotation, molecular function: hydrolase activity, hydrolyzing O-glycosyl compounds. The transcript has 5 exons. NCBI's taxonomy places the organism in Eukaryota, Viridiplantae, Streptophyta, Magnoliopsida, Poales, Poaceae. Bases 233 to 1738 code for a protein of 501 amino acids. The record is from RefSeq and is a predicted model, not a curated record.